Messenger RNA from Colletotrichum tamarilloi, 1242 nucleotides. RefSeq lists its product as uncharacterized. The record is from RefSeq and is a predicted model, not a curated record. Bases 1 to 1242 code for a protein of 413 amino acids. The transcript has 3 exons. NCBI's taxonomy places the organism in Eukaryota, Fungi, Ascomycota, Sordariomycetes, Glomerellales, Glomerellaceae.
AUGCUCGCCCUAAAGCGUCUCGGCAGUCUCGAUCUCACUGUCACCACAAUAUUCCACGUUGAGUAUCAUAACGAGACGGAGCCGACACGAAGAGAGAUGGCACCGAUUCUUGUUGCCACUGCCCCUGCUCAGCAGCAGAAGCAACAGGUAGAAGGUGGGCCAAGACGCUUCGAACGGACCUGGGAACCAAAGUGCCCAAUAGAGGAUAUCAUGAACACCGACAUGUCGCCGGUGUUGCCCAAGCGGGAAUUUAAUCCGGUCAUAGUUCCGGUCACGUCCCCGGCCCCGGUUGGGGGCUCACUAUUGCAGGCACCUCCGAGUCCUGAGUUGUCGGCGCCUGGGCCCUCGAAAAUCCCUGGGCCGUCGACGAUGCCUGAGCCCUCGGUGACGCAUCCGCCCCCAGCAAUGCCCAGACUGAAUGCCAGGGGACGAAAGCUACUCCCGGAUGGCCCAAUCAAGAGGCGUACGCAGGAUUUGAGCACGCCUCAAAGCAGUGCACAAUCCUCGAUCUCGGCGCCGAAGCAACGUGCGGCUUUAGUCUUGGUUCCAGCUGCAGCUGCGGCUCCAGCUCUAGCCUCAGCUGCGACUCCCGCUCCUGCGUCUGCCCAAGUUACCGCACAACCAGCGGUCGUGGCAGUCGUCAACCAGAAGUCGAAGCCAAAGAAAGAGAACGAGAAGGUACGCUGCACCUGCAGCUAUUGUGUAGAGAGGCAUGGUCCCAACGGCAACAUGAUUGCCGAGAAGACGUGGAAGGAGCACAAACGUGCCGACACGACCGCGAAAGAAGGGACGGCGCAGGAUCCAAAGUGCAGAAAAUGCCAGAAGCAAACAUAUUCUAAGAGAAAGAGGGAGCUAAAAAGGCGGGAACGCCUGGAGGUAAAGGUGAAGAAGGUGGCCAACACUGUCACUGAUCCUCCUGAUGAUCCAGCUACUCAUCAGGCGGGACAGAAGCGAGGGCCAGAGUCGUCUUUCCCAGACGUGAAAGAUGACAGUCAAGUUCCUGACCUUCCUGUGGAUUUCAGGCAGCAGGCAGAGCCGUCCAUCUUCAAGAACAAGGUUGAGGAUAUCGGCGAGAGCGGCAGCCAUGCGAGUGGGAGCUCGGGGUUGGGCUUGAGAAGCCGCACCCUAAGUAUCUCGCCUCCUCCUGUCGUUCGGAAGAGGUCGGACGAAGUCGAGGAAAAUGCGGGCGAGGACUUUGGCCCGCGGACGAAAAGACGCCGUAUUGCCGACCAGGCCGAUUGA